AUCAGUUUUCACAGCACUUCACACAUGUCACACACACGAGUUUCGAAGAGGAAGCGUUCUCUGUGUUGUCAGACGGCUGAUGAGGAAAGCAUGGCCCUUAACGCAGAUGAUGAGGACUUUGAAUGGGAGCCUCCCUCCGAGGCGGAGAUGAAGGUGAUUCAGGCCCGACGGGAGCGUCAGGACAAGAUCAGCAAGCUGAUGGGAGGCUAUCUGCUGAAAGGAUAUAAGAUGCUGGGGGAAUGCUGUGAGCUGUGUGGGACAAUUCUUCUGCAAGAUAAGCAGAAGAAAGAUUACUGUGUUGCUUGUCAAGAGCUGGACUCAGAUAUUGACAAGGACAACCCAGCUUUAAACGCCCAAGCAGCCUUGUCACAAGUACGAGAGCGGCAACUUGCAACUCAUCCUCUCCCUGAAGCUAACGGAGCCUCGUCCAGUGACCCGCCACUCGCCAUCACAGGCCAGCCCAGGCCAGAGCACUGCGAGGGGGCUGCAUCUGGACUGAGAGGUCCCCUUCCCACCAUACAGCCCACUUCUCUUCCUGUCCCCGCCGCCAGCCCCAUUUUCCUUCCACCAACCAACCCUCCUCUUCAGGCCGCAAAUCCUUCGGGGUCCUUGGGCAACACCCUCCAACACCACCCAGCCCUGUCGAGCGCAGAGGAGGCCGUGCUACACAAACUCAGAUGGGCCACACAGGAGCUCCAGCACUCAGUGUCAGUAGAGGCCAGUAUCCAGCUCUGCAAUCUGAUCAGAGGCUGUGCCGAAUCCCUGCGUAGCCUGAAAGAGCUGCAGCUCACAUAAGACUGAAUUACAGACAGGGCUGCAACAGCACACACACACAUUAGGAAAUACAGACAGCACUAAUAUACAGGAUAAAGUACCAUACUCAAAGGAGGUUUAUUUGGUUGUGUUUAUGUUUGUUCUAAAGCAGCUGAGUAUGUGUCUGUGUAGUGUGUUGAAA
Messenger RNA from Myxocyprinus asiaticus (Chinese sucker), 955 nucleotides. Its product is annotated as protein ZNRD2-like. The transcript is spliced from 4 exons. NCBI's taxonomy places the organism in Eukaryota, Metazoa, Chordata, Actinopteri, Cypriniformes, Catostomidae. The coding region runs from base 25 to 795 and encodes 256 amino acids. The record is from RefSeq and is a predicted model, not a curated record.